Metarhizium acridum CQMa 102 is the source of this 6447-nucleotide messenger RNA. RefSeq names its product autophagy- protein 2. Lineage: Eukaryota; Fungi; Ascomycota; Sordariomycetes; Hypocreales; Clavicipitaceae. The record is from RefSeq and is a predicted model, not a curated record. Gene Ontology annotation, biological process: piecemeal microautophagy of the nucleus; autophagosome assembly; reticulophagy. Gene Ontology annotation, molecular function: phosphatidylinositol-3-phosphate binding. Gene Ontology annotation, cellular component: phagophore assembly site.
AUGGCCACCUUGUUCCAGUCGUUUCGAGGCUCCGGCAUGCCUAAACGCCUGCUGCGCUAUGCCCUGUCGCGCCUGGACCUGCUAGACGCCGACGCUCUCGAUAUGGAUAAUCUCGAUUUGGCAAUAGGAAGGAAUACCGUCUUUGAAUUCCGAGAUGUCGGCAUCAAACUCAAGAAGCUUCAAAAGCUACUGAGACUGCCACCUACAUUCGAUCUCGACAAAGCCAAGGUGCUUCUCCUCCGCAUAACUAUACCCAUGGACUUCUACACGAGCCCCAUUAUUGUCCAAGUCGAUGGUGUCCACGUCCGCUUAAAAGUUCUGGGUAAUAUAUGCAAGACGGCUCGGACAUCGAGUACGCCAACUCAGGAAGCUUCUGUGGUUCCAAAUACGGCCGAUUUGGCGCAGUCUUUUCUGCAAACGGAGCCAUUUUCCGAGAGGAAGCAACUAGAAGAUGCGCUGGCUGCAGAAACCAACGAUUUGGGCGCAUCCGUCACAAUGAGCGAGGAUGGAAGCGAAGACGAGUCGCAAUUCGGCACAGGACAGCCGCUGUCGCUGCCUGGAUUUCUGACAGACUUUUUACAGGGCAUUGUGGACCGGACACAGAUCUCCAUAAACAACGUUGUUUUCCAGCUGGACCUGGAGGUUCCUGCUGAGUUGAAUUCAUCCAAGCUCGAGCCAGUUUCUUUCCAGGUUGCCUUGGGACAAAUUAACGUUGAAGGCAUCACCGCCGAUGCUCAAGGGGGAGAUGGCGGCGCUGCGCAAAUCGUCCACCAGGAGGGUAAACGCCAUGUUUCGCUUUCGAGUAUCCGCGCCUGUUUGAUAUCCGAGGCCGGUGCCUUUGCCUCGCUGACCCGUUCGCCAUCCACGGCCUCUCCAUCCCUUGCUUCCUCACCAGCCAUGACGAGAAACCCACCCUCUCGACAAGCCACUUUCCUAUCACAGGGCAGCUUCCAUGAACAGCCUAUGGCAGCCCUCCAGGAAAGUUUUCGGGGGCGCCUAUCGGACGAUGAAGCUUCAGAUAGCCAAGACUACCCUCUUGGUGACAGCGAGGACGCACUAGCGAUACCAUAUGACUUAUCGGAUACGGAGCAUGACCCGCAUGAGGAAUCCGAAGGCGACUUGGACGAACAAGGCCCACUAACCCCCCGCGCAUCGAAAUAUCUCGACUCCUGCGAAUUUCCAAGAUCAUCGCAUCUAUUUCAUUCUACUAUUGAAUCUAGCAUGGCGUCACCUAUGCAUAGUGAGCUCCUAGGGCCAGGCUUGGCCGCUGUACACGAUAAUUUGGGUCACGCCGAACAGUAUCACGAAACUGGCUCGUCUCAUCUGGCCUCUGCGGACCUGUACAGCGAAGCGUCUCCUUCGUCAAGAAGCCAGCUGCUGUCAGGGUCUGCAUCUGUGGCCGAUUUGGCGCAAUCGCAGAUCUAUACUCAUGAAGAAGCGGAGAGCAUGUAUAUGAGUGCGUUUUCACAAACUGCUGGUCCACGAAAUAUAUCCUUGGUGGAUGAGCGGGAUCCCGAGGCGCCCGAGGAUACGCCCGAGGAUGUAACGCAGGCCCAGGAGAUGGCAGUGUCUGAAGGGCUAGAACAUUCGCAGGCUGUCGAAGCACAACAGGACGUUGGAAAUUCCAAAGACUUAGAGACACGGGAGAAAACAGGUGCGGCAGAUGUACUACCAAUCGAUGUGGAUCAGCCUGCUGAGACGCUCGUUGAGCUGCAAACCGAGGAUACUCGGCCGAUGACACCAACUAUGCCAGGAGCCUGGGAUGAUAGUAUGAAUACGCUGCCUGACCCUCUUGUGCGAUCCGCGGACGAGGUUGGAGAACCGGGACCUGUUGCUAACGAGAAGAAAACUACAUCUGAUGGCUACAGCACUCUGCCACCACCCGCAUCUGGUCGGGCAUUCCCAUCACGCUCUGAGCGACAACCACCGCUUGGCCAUGCGUCUGAUGGCGGUGCUGCCCCUCGAGGCCCACCAAAGCUAGUCAAGGAGAUAAUGCGGCUUCAUAAUAUUUCAAUCUACCUUCCCACACAGCAUCAGCACAUUCAUGUUCAUGUCGACUCUCCCGAAUCGCUCAACCGACUUUCGCAAUCACUGGGGCAGUCAUCUAUAUAUCCUCAAGCUCCUGGAGCAUUUUCCAUUCAUAACUCCCCAUCGCCUGGGCAGCCCCAGCCUCCUAAUAAAGAAUCACCGGACUCUGGAAAAAACGGGGUUCUAGAAAUAACUUUGUCCCCAAUCAUCAUCAACUUUGAUGCUUCCAUUGCCUUCUUACUAGCUGGGGUUAUGGAAAAGCUUCUUCAGGCGUUGAAGAGUGAUAAGCAGCCCUCUCGGCAAACAACAAAGCAAGACUCAAAAGCAGCAGCUGUGCCUCGCAUGCAAAUUUCUGUGGAGGAAAUCACAGUCAACUUUCUUAAUAGGCUAAGUGGCUUGAUUAAUCCAUCGCACCCGCAUGUGGACUUUCCCUUAAUCAAUGUUGACGAAGAGGUCCUCCUGAACAUGACUCUUAACAAUCUGAAGCUAUCAUGUGUUCCUGUGUUGGUCAAUACAAAAGUCUCCAUGAUGGGGAGCAGGCCCUCCUUGCCUAAGCAAGGCGACACGCUAACAAGGAUUGAGCUUGAAAAAUUCCGCUUCGGGUACGCAAGGGGUGACAUACUUUCGUUUGAUGGCGCAAGGCAGAUGAGUACAUCCAUUAGAGACUCUUUCCUUUCCACUGGCUACGAUAUUGGCAUCGAAAUCUUGCAGUCUGGAGAUACCGUCCGAACAAAUGUGGAAACACUUCCGCUGGUCAUUCAGAUCGAUUUACAGCGACUUGACGAGACCUUUGACUGGUUUGGUGGACUCAGCAGCUUUCUUAAUAUGAGCGCGUCCAUGACUUCCAGUCUAUCACCAACAACAAAGUCCAUACAGACUCUGUCACCAAAACCCCGCGGUGUUCGAUUUGCCACGCCAAUUGACCCAAAAGACAAGUCAGCCUCAGCGCAGAACAAGAUCAAUUUGAGAGUCGGGGGAGCAUUGAUAGAACUUGUCGGUAAAGAUUGCAGUGUAGCUGUCGAGACCAGCGCCUUAAAGGUCGUCAGCAGAGACGAGGGUAUUGGCAUUGGUUGUAGCAGACUACGCAUUUCGGGGCCGUAUCUAAAGUAUUCGUUGUCAGACCCGGCCAUCAGUGCAGAAGUCGGAGGCAUGAGGCUAGAGUUUCUUAUGGCGCCAAUGGACACGGACCUUGAGAAGCUGCUUGAGCUCAUCAUUCCCUCCAAAGUCAAGUUUGACCACGACAAUGAUGAAGUUAUGGUCGACACCCUCCUGCGACAGAGGAGGAAAGGCUCUGUGUUAAGAGCCACUUUGGACACCGUUAACGUGUCUGUCAAGAACAUUGGCCAGCUUUCUGCUCUCCCGGCCCUUGGCGAGGAGAUUGCCAAACUGGCAGCAGUUGCCAAAUAUCUGCCAGAGGAUGACCGGCCUGGCCUGCUCACACUGACCCGAGUACAGAAGCUCUCCUUCAAUUGCGAACUUGUCGAAAAUAUUGGCCAUAUUACUUGCGACAUUCGAGGUCUCGAGGUUGGCCAAAUUACCGUUCCAUCUCUAAUUGCUGUUGCAGUCCACGGUAUCAAUGUUCGGCGAAAUAGGAAUGAGGAACUCAUUGGUUCUAGCCUUUUAGAAGGUGCACCGGAUUCAACAACAAACGGCCCGGUUCUUAUGGUGCGAAUGAUUGGAGAUGAAAUCGAGCCCAUUAUAAAACUCAAACUACAGGACCUGAGAUUUGAAUACAGGGUCGCCACUAUUAUGGACUUUCUCGAUCUUGGAAGCGAUGCUACCCCGCAAGAUUUUGAAGCUGGUCUUGCGGCAUCGGUUGCAAUCUUGGGGGAUCAAGCUCACACGGCUCUUUUGGGCCGGCCAGCUUCACCUGGCGCUGAGAAGCCCACAGCUCCCAACAAACCCACGAUUCUAGACCUGGCUUUGCGAGAUUGCGUCAUUGGACUGAACCCUUACCGUCUGCCAUCGAAAAUGAUUGUGGCACUGACUGAUGCGCACGUGGAGGCCGUAUUACCUAAUCACGGCAGGACGAAGGUUGCGGUUGGCGUUAGUAAGGCUUCCAUUCUCUUAACGGACGACGUCAAACAAAUUCAGAGCAUAGGAGAGCAGGCCGAAAGUCCAAGAGUUCGGUCGUCGUCUCCCGUCUCUCCGCAAGUAGAAGAACUCUGCGCUCUUGGGUUUGUAGAUAUAUGCUACAUAUCAUCGGCAAGCGUCGUUGCUGUCAUCAUCCCCGACCCGGAGAGCGAGGCAAAAAUCGAAGUCGAAGUACGAGACGAUCUCUUGGUGCUGGAAACCUGUGCCGACUCCACACAAACGCUCAUUACCUUGGCCAAUGCCUUGAAGCCUCCGACCCCUCCUUCGAAAGAGAAUAAAUACAGAACAAAGGUCCUCCCAGUACAAGAUCUUCUAGCCUCCAUCUCCGCUGAGGCAUUUGGGCGACCAGAAGGUGAAUACGACUUUGACCAAGAUUUUGCAGGAGCACAAGAGAUGGUGGGAAGCGGCUCUGAAGAUGAAUUUGGGAGUGGCAAACUGCUCCCAGUAGACUCUAGGUUUUAUGGAUCUCAAUCAGCGGGUGAAGAAUUGUUUGACGCAACAAAGAGCAUGGAAUUGUCACAGGAUGCUUUAAUGGAAGACACGAAUGAAGGCGUCUUGCUCACAGGAUUCAGCCAGUCUCGGAGUGAAUUGACCCAGAGCAAUGACGACUUGGUAAUACAUGACAACUUCUAUGAUGACAACACGCCUGAAGAACAUGCGGCGAUGGUAUGGAACUCAAACAACAAUUCUUACGACAGAGCACCUGCCAAUCUCAUACAUGCUAGUCCUAUCAAGGUGUCGGUACGGGACGUGCAUGUUAUCUGGAACUUGUUCGAUGGGUAUGAUUGGACUGGUACUCGUGAUGUCAUUGCAAAGGCUGUUGAAGAUGUGGAACUGAAAGCUACCGAGCGCCAGUCUCGGCGAUCCGGUGUGCAGGUUUACGAGGAGGAUACUGAUGAUGAGGAAACCAUUGGAGAUUUUCUCUUCAACUCUAUUUACAUUGAAAUACCCUCCAACCGUGAUCCUCGGGACCUUACGCGGGCCAUCAAUGAGGGGCUGAAUGAUAACGCGACAGAAACGGAGUCUGUAGCGACGACAGCUAUGACAAUGAAUACGACACGGACCGCACGACGCAGCCAUCCCAAGUCCAGGCGUUUGCGACUACAUCGCAGCAAGCACCACAAAAUCACAUUUGAGCUACAGGGCGUGAAUGUGGACAUGGUCAUGUUCCCACCUGGCAGUGUAGAGACGGUCAGCAGUAUCGACGCCCGGGUUCAGAAUUUCGAUAUUUUCGACCACGUCCCCACAUCGACAUGGAAGAAGUUUGCGACAUACGACCAAGAUCACGGAGAGCGCGAAAUGGGUACCAGCAUGAUCCACAUGGAGCUGCUGAAUGUGAAGCCAAUUGCAGAAUUGGCUGCUUCGGAAAUCGUCCUCCGCGCAACAGUCUUGCCACUACGACUGCAUGUGGAUCAAGAUGCCCUGGACUUCAUUACUCGGUUCUUUGAGUUCAAGGACGAUAAAGUACCUGUUCAUGCAUCGCCAAGCGAUGUCCCCUUCCUUCAGCGCGCGGAGGUGAUGGACAUUCCAGUCAAGCUCGACUUCAAGCCGAAGAGGGUUGAUUAUGGCGGUCUGCGAUCUGGUCACACCACCGAGUUUAUGAACUUCAUCGUGCUGGAGGAGUCUCGAAUGGUACUCCGCCACACCAUCAUUUACGGCGUUGCAGGCUUUGAUCGCCUUGGCAAAACAUUAAAUGACAUUUGGAUGCCGGAUGUCCGAAACAAUCAGCUACCUGGAGUUGUAGCUGGACUUGCGCCUGUCCGAUCCCUCGUAAAUAUUGGCAGCGGGUUCAAAGACUUGGUUGAGAUUCCUUUGCGGGAAUACCGAAAGGAUGGUAGGGUCAUACGGAGUAUUUCAAAGGGAGCAGUGGCAUUUGCCAAGACGACUGGCACAGAACUUGUCAAACUCGGCGCCAAACUUGCUGUGGGAACGCAGUAUGCUCUCCAGGGGGCCGAAGAUAUGCUCACCCAGCGUGGUCAGGCAGAAGGCAAUUGGGAGGAUGACGACCUGGACCCGGAAGACAAGAAGCAGAUAUCAUUGUACGCGGACCAACCGGCGGGUGUUUUGCAGGGCAUUCGCGGUGGAUUUAGGUCGCUCACAAGAGACGUCAACCUUGCACGGGAUGCCAUUAUCGCAGUGCCUGGCGAGAUCAUGGCAACGCAAUCAGCGAGUGGUGCUGCCAAGGUCAUGUGGAAGAGAGCGCCAACCAUCAUAUUCCGACCUGCAGUUGGUGUGACCAAGGCCAUAGGACAGACGCUUAUGGGAGCAACCAAUGCCUUGGAUCAGGAUAACAAGCGGCGGAUUAGCGAGAAAUACAAGCAUUAA